UUUAGAUACGCUAGACAUCAUCCUUUCGCGGCAUGCUACCAUAGAAAAAAGUGAAGUUAACUUUCCCUUCAAGGCAUCGACCAUCGACAUCGAUACCGAGGAGCAUUCUCUCAUUGAACCGCCAAAAUGGUUCUCGAACAGUACACAUACGUUUUUGUCAUCGGCACACUGUUUGCCAUGCUCGAUGCCAUCUUAAUAGACGAUGUUGCAAAUGCCUGGGCCACCAGUGUUUCGUCCCGAUCAAUCACUUACAGACAAGCCAUGGUAUUCGGCACCAUAUUCGAAAUGCUCGGAGCUAUCACGGUCGGCGCUCGUACCGCCGAGACAAUCAAGAACGGCAUCAUCCCCAACGACUCCUUCGGUGACAACGCCGGUGUUCAGAUGAUGGCCUUCACCUGCGCUCUCAUCGCCGCCUCUUCAUGGGUGAUGUGGUGUACACGACACUCCGCCCACGUCUCCUCCACCUACUCUCUCAUCUCCGCCGUCGCUGGUGUCGGUGUUGCGACCGUCGGCGCCUCCAAGGUCCAGUGGGGCUGGAACGGUGGUAAGGGUCUCGGUGCCAUCUUCGCAGGUCUCGGCAUGGCGCCCUGCAUCGCUGGUGGAUUCGGCGCCGCCAUCUUCAUGCUUAUCAAGCUCGUCGUGCAUGUCCGCAAGAACCCCGUCCGCUGGGCUGUCUACACUUCGCCGUUCUUCUUCCUCAUCGCCGGCACCGUCUGCACCCUGUCCAUCGUCUACAAGGGCUCCCCGAACCUAGGAUUGAACAAGAAGCCCGGCUGGUACGUCGCCGCUGUUACCAUGGGCUGUGGUGGUGGUAUCGCGAUCCUGUCCGCUCUCUUCUUCGUCCCCUUCGUACACGCCAAGGUCAUCCGCAAAGACCACUCCGUCAAGUGGUACAUGUUCCUCCAGGGCCCUCUCCUCUUCAAGCGCCCCGCCGUCGCAGUCUCCGAACGCGCCGCCGUCCCCAACUACGCCGUCAUCCAGGAAGACGAGGACCAGGCCUCCUCCACCCGCUCCCCCGAAUCCAUCUCCGACAGCCACACGCAGACCGGCGACCACGAGAAGAACCUCGUCGCCGUCGAGGCCAAGCAGGAGACCUACAAGGAGAUCAUGGCGCACGGCGAGAGCAAGCUCCACGCAAAACUCCUCGAGAGCCGCGGGCCGAUGGGCUGGGCGAUGCGCACGCUGCGCGACAACCCGAUGGGGCCCGGCGAGAUCUACGAGACGAGCAACAUGAAGAUCCUGUGCAAGCGCAUCCCGGCGACCAUCGUGUGCGGCGCGCUCUACGGCUUCCACUACGACAUCCACGCGGCGCAGAGCGGGCUGGCGGGCACCCCCGAGGGCAAGCGCAUGCAGCGCGUGUACGCGCACGCCGAGAAGUACCCCAACGAGGUCGAGCACACGUACUCCUUCAUCCAGAUCCUGACGGCCUGCACCGCGUCCUUCGCCCACGGCGCCAACGACAUCGGCAACUCGGUCGGCCCCUGGGCCGUCAUCUACUCCGCCUGGUCCACCGGCAGCGUCGCCGCCUCCAAGGCCACCGUCCCCGUCUGGCAGCUCGCGGUCCUGUCCGCCAUGAUCUCGAUCGGCCUCAUCACGUACGGAUACAACAUCAUGAAGGUCAUGGGCAACAAGAUCACCUACCACUCCCCCAGCCGAGGCUCGUCCAUGGAGAUGGGCGCCGCUAUCACGGUGCUCGUGUUCUCGCAGUACUCGCUCCCCGUCUCGACUUCCAUGUGCAUCACGGGCGCUACCGUGGGCGUCGGUCUUUGCAACGGCACCCUCAAGGCGGUCAACUUCCAGCGAGUUGGGCUUCUGCUGCUCUCGUGGAUCGCAACGAUCCCGAUUGCGGGUACCCUGGGUGGUGUGCUCAUGGGCCUGUUCCUCAAUGCGCCUCACUUUUAGACGUUUUGUUGAUCAAGGGAUGGGAUUGCAUGAGAUGAUGUGAUGUGAUGUACUAAAAAGAAUUUGCUUUUUUUUUCUUUUUUUUUUUUUUCUCGAUUUCGAUACCAAAGAGUUAGAAUAAAGGGUGCAUGUGUGCUUUCGGGACAUGCAGAGAGGCACCUUGGGGGUAUACUAGGUACCUUGUAUGUGUGUAAUGGAAUGGUUGGAUGGAACGCAUGGAAGGAAGGAUGCAUGGAAUUAUAAAGGAGUAUUUGGCGAUCAUAAAGAAAUGGCAUACAACAUUUUUUUUUUCUACAAUUUACAAGAGUUUACUUGCAUUCUUGACUUUG
Hypoxylon fragiforme is the source of this 2231-nucleotide messenger RNA. RefSeq names its product putative sodium/phosphate symporter. Gene Ontology annotation, cellular component: membrane. The transcript is spliced from 3 exons. Gene Ontology annotation, biological process: phosphate ion transmembrane transport. The coding region runs from base 127 to 1902 and encodes 591 amino acids. Lineage: Eukaryota; Fungi; Ascomycota; Sordariomycetes; Xylariales; Hypoxylaceae. The record is from RefSeq and is a predicted model, not a curated record.